AUGGGGAAGGCAGCUAAGCGGAAGCGAAAGGUCUCAGCGCCCUCCACAGCCCGGGGCCCCGUGAAGUCAGCUAUGGCCAUGGUCAAGAGCAACCCCUUUGAGGUGAAGGUCAACAGGCAGAAGUUUAACAUCUUGGGGAGGAAGACCAAGAAUGAUGUGGGGCUGCCUGGUGUCUCACGGUCCAAGGCCAUCAAGAAGCGUACUCAAACAUUACUGAAAGAAUAUAAAGAAAGGGAGAAGACAAAUGUGUUUAAAGAUAAACGUUUUGGUGAAUAUAACACCAAAAUAAGUCCAGAGGAAAAGAUGAUCAGACGAUUCACUUUGGAAAGACAGCAAAAUUAUGGAAAGAAGAAUAUCUAUAAUCUUAAUGAAGAUGAGGAGUUGACUCAUUAUGGCCAAUCUUUGGCAGAAGUUGAAAAACUAAAUGAUAUUAUUGAUAGUGACAGUGACACAGAAGAAAGAGGAACACUGUCAGCUGAGUUAACUGCUACUCACUUUGGAGGGGGUGGAGGCCUCCUUCGUAAAAAAGCAUCAAGUGGGCAGCAAGAUGAAGAGGAGGAAAAACCUAAAUCUAGGAAGGAACUCAUAGAAGAGAUGAUAGCCAAAUCUAAACAAGAAAAGCAAGAGAGGCAAACUCAGAGAGAAAGUGCAUUAGAGCUCACAGAAAAGCUUGACAAUGACUGGAAGAAAAUCCAAACCCUUAUUGCCCGCAAAACCCCAAAGUCGGAGAGAAAGGACAAAGAAGUAGAAAAACCCAAGCCUGAUGAAUAUGAUAUGAUUGUUCGAGAACUUGGAUUCGAGAUGAAAGCAAAACCUUCAGAAAGGAUGAAGACAGAAGAAGAAUUGGCAAAAGAGGAACAGGCGCGACUCCAGAAGCUGGAGGCAGAUCGAAUACGUCGAAUGCGUGGAAUAGAUGAACAGGCAAAUAAAAAGAAACCCGGCCACAUGUCAGCUGAUGAUCUCGCUGAUGGCUUCAUCCUGGAUAAAGAUGACAGACGUUUAUUGUCUUACAAGGAUGGAAGAAUUAAUAUUGAAAAUGAAGAGGAGGAGGAAAAAGACAAGGAGGAAGGUGGGAAGGAAGAUAAUGAGAAUGAAGAAGAAAGUGAUGAAGAAUCUGCUAGUGAAGAUGAGGAGGAUGGUGCUGCAGACAGCCACUCUGAUCUUGAAUCUGACCUAGAGAGUGAAGAAGAAGCUGCAGGGAAUAAAGAACAGCAGAAACCCAAGACAAAUGAAAAUGAAUCACAGAAUGUGGAGGAACUAGACCCAAAAAUGGAAGCUGCCAAAUCAGAGCUUCCCUAUACAUUUGCUGUUCCUGAGUCCUAUGAGACAUUUAAGUCUUUACUGGCUGGAAGAACAAUAGAACAGCAGCUUACUAUACUGGAGAGAAUUCAGAAAUGCAAUCAUCCAAGCCUUGCAGUGGGAAACAAAGCAAAGUUGGAAAAAUUGUUUGGCUUCCUUUUGGAGUAUAUUGGGGAGUUAGCAACUCUGGAUUUACCAGAGCUCAGAACAAUUGACAGACUGGUCCUGCCAUUGUACAAUCUUUGCCAGAUGUUUCCUGAGGCAGCCAGUGACAGUAUUAAGUUUAUCCUUCGAGACGCUGCACAUGAUAUGGAAGAAGUAAUUGAAGUCAAAGGCCGUGCAACAUUUCCAGGUUUAGACACGCUUAUUUAUUUGAAAAUUACAUCUCUGCUGUUUCCAACUUCGGACUUCUGGCAUCCAGUUGUAACACCUGCUUUUAUGUACAUGAGUCAGCUACUUACUAAGUGUCGCAUUACAACAUUGCAAGAUGUUAUUAAAGGGUUAUUUAUAUGCUGUUUGUUCCUGGAAUAUGUAUCUCUCUCGAGAAGAUUUGUACCAGAACUCAUCAAUUUUCUUCUCGGAGUACUUCACAUAUCUCUACCCAAAAAACAUGCCCAGGGCUAUGCUGUAGUGCAUCCAUUUACACCAGUGGGGAAAAAUUUAGAACUGCUUUUGGUGUGUGAUAAGAAGGAUCUGGAAAGUUGGCAGAAGCAAAAUCUGCCAUUGAGUAUUGUGGCUAGGUUAAAGGAAAUCAGCAGAACAGAAAUUAAUCAUACCAGGUUAUCAUGUCUAGCCCUGUGUUUUGACCUUAUUAAAAAAUGUGCAGCUCUGUAUGACUCUUUACCAUCGUUCCAUGAAAUAAUGCAUCCUGUCAGAAUACUUCUUACGCGACAUGUGCCAGUGAAUGAAUAUCCUGAACAAAUGCAGGAAUGGUACCACAGUGCUCUAAAAGAGCUAGAGAACAAUGUAAAACACUAUACCCCACUGAUAUGUGAGAAAAAGAAGCCAGUGCCAUUGAAACAGUAUACACCUAAAAUUGUGAAAGUUUUAGAGUUUGGAAGAAAGCAGGGUGGCAGCAAGAAGGAGCAAGAAAGAAGGCAGUUGAUUCAGAAGCAUAAACGUGAACUUAAAGGAGCCAUUCGUGAGAUUCGGAAAGAUAACCAGUUUCUGGCUAGAAUGCAACUUUCAGAAAUCAUGGAGAGAGAUUCAGACAGAAAAAGAAAAGUGAAAGAGCUCCUUGGUAGCCUUGCUACACAGGAAGGUGAAUGGAAAGCGAUGAAAAGGAAAAAAGGGAAGAAUUAAUUGGGACUACCUACAUCAGGAAACUUUGGUUUUGCUGCCAUAUAAAACAUCACCAUCCUAUGGCUUUUGAACAGAUUUUAAUUGCAUUCUUUGGAUGCAUUCCUUUGGAGGAGACAACAUCAUCAGAUCUGUCUGAAAAAGUGAA
This is a messenger RNA of Phaethon lepturus (White-tailed tropicbird), 2746 nucleotides long. RefSeq names its product NOP14 nucleolar protein (gene NOP14). The transcript is spliced from 18 exons. Gene Ontology annotation, biological process: maturation of SSU-rRNA. Gene Ontology annotation, cellular component: Noc4p-Nop14p complex; small-subunit processome; nucleolus. Lineage: Eukaryota; Metazoa; Chordata; Aves; Phaethontiformes; Phaethontidae. The record is from RefSeq and is a predicted model, not a curated record. Bases 1 to 2601 code for a protein of 866 amino acids.